Messenger RNA from Cryphonectria parasitica EP155, 960 nucleotides. Its product is annotated as kinase-like protein. Gene Ontology annotation, biological process: peptidyl-serine phosphorylation; peptidyl-threonine phosphorylation. The annotation marks the transcript as partial. The record is from RefSeq and is a predicted model, not a curated record. The transcript has 2 exons. Lineage: Eukaryota; Fungi; Ascomycota; Sordariomycetes; Diaporthales; Cryphonectriaceae. Gene Ontology annotation, molecular function: protein serine/threonine kinase activity; ATP binding.
AUGUCGUUGGAACCCGACUGGCAACGAAGCCUCGCCGCACAUCGGCAGGCUAGAAGCUUCAACCAUCCGAACAUCAUUCGCCCCCUGGCUGCAAUUGUGAGAAACCCCACCGCAUACUUGAUGUAUGAGUGGGCAGACGGUGGAAAUCUCCGAGACUACUGGCGUAGUAACAGAAGACCCGACCUCACCCCGAGGUUCAUCAAGCUCAUGGUAGAACAACUUCGAGGCCUUGCUGAUGCUCUCGAAACCCUCCACAAUUCUGAAGGGGGCUCCUACCGACAUGGAGAUAUAAAGCCGGAGAAUAUCCUCCGUCUCAGAGGCGAGGGUCUGGCCGAGGCCCAAGCUGAUUUAGGGGUUCUGAAACUGUCUGGAUUCGGCAUUGCCAGAUAUCACGAAGAAGUAACCGCAGUGCGACAUUCUGCUACUACCACGAUGAGUAGCCCUAGAAUGUACGAAGCCCCGGGGGCCGCCACUAGCUUCAAUCAGCCAAGGUCUAGGCGGUAUGAUAUCUGGUCUAUGGGCUGUGUCAUCCUUGAGUUUAUCGCCUGGGCCUUGUAUGGCCACGAUGGCCUGGAAGUAAUGGAUUCCCGGAUUGCUGGAGAUUUCGGUAGACCGAGUCCCCUCUAUGUUAUCGACAGGACGGGAUUUGCCAACACUGCCAGACUCCACCCAGAAGUGAAUACCAUCAUGAAUGUCAUAGCAGCCGACAGGGAGUGCCGAGGUCACACCGCCCUCGGAGAUCUGCUUCGCCUGGUCAGAGACAGGCUUUUGGUAGUUAACCUAAGCUUGCAGCACGAUCCUACUGGUCCUUCCGAGCGGCAGUCUGCCCCGGAUUUCGAAGCUGUGCCGCCGGACAAUGGAAUCGCUCGAGCCGAUGCCGGAGAACUACGAGAUGCUCUGGAGACAAUCAUUCGCCGAGGGAAUGUAAGCGAAAACUACUGGUUCACCAGGACAAGUCGA